Oncorhynchus kisutch (coho salmon) is the source of this 503-nucleotide messenger RNA. It is a transcript of the gene tmem258, whose product is annotated as transmembrane protein 258. Gene Ontology annotation, cellular component: oligosaccharyltransferase complex. NCBI's taxonomy places the organism in Eukaryota, Metazoa, Chordata, Actinopteri, Salmoniformes, Salmonidae. The record is from RefSeq and is a predicted model, not a curated record. Bases 106 to 345 code for a protein of 79 amino acids. The transcript is spliced from 4 exons.
UAGGUGGCGGCCAAGUAUUUUUACGCUGCUUGAGAACGUCGGCAGAACUGACGUGGCUCUUUACAAGUAUUGGGAUUCUGCAGUAGGAACAAGAAACUCAACAAAAUGGAGCUGGAGGCCAUGACGAGAUACACCAGUCCGGUGAACCCGGCAGUCUUCCCCCACCUCACUGUGGUCCUACUGGCUAUCGGCAUGUUCUUCACUGCGUGGUUCUUUGUCUACGAGGUAACGUCCACUAAAUACACCAGAGACGUGUUCAAAGAGCUGCUCAUCUCCCUAGUGGCGUCUCUCUUCAUGGGCUUCGGAGUGCUGUUUCUGUUACUGUGGGUCGGCAUCUAUGUCUGACAGAUUGUUAUAUUGCUAAAUGAUACAGAAGAACAUUCCAGUGGAACAGAAGGACAUCAUGAAGUGGGCUCCACCACAGGAGAUGGACUGGACUGACAAGAGGGUGGGGAUUGGGGUUGCCUUUCACUAAAUAAAGAGACAUUUGUACAAAACUGCGU